This is a messenger RNA of Cyprinodon tularosa, 956 nucleotides long. RefSeq lists its product as uncharacterized. The transcript has 2 exons. The record is from RefSeq and is a predicted model, not a curated record. Bases 215 to 922 code for a protein of 235 amino acids. Lineage: Eukaryota; Metazoa; Chordata; Actinopteri; Cyprinodontiformes; Cyprinodontidae.
CAAAGCAUUUAAUAAUCAGUCAAAUUCUCCUGUUUAGACAGAGGCUGCCAAUAGAAUACCCUCUGAGAGGCAACGUAGGUGUUCGUGUCCCAAAGUUUUAUUUCCUAAAUGUUCCUUCCUUCAAGGGAAGCACACGUUUCUUCAUGUUUUCUGCUCAUUCAGACCAGCCUUGGACAUUCUUAGGUCAAGUCGCAGUUUUUUUCUGUAUUUAAGGAUGGGGAAUAAACUUUACACCGAUCUGGCAUGUGUAAGCCCUGGAAAUCAAGACAAGGUAAACGCUCUGUUCUCUGUCUUGGUUUUCAGAAACAUGAUAAACUGCCCCAAAAGAGUUCAGAAUGAAAUCCCUCAAAGCUCUUUUGAGAAAAUGAGAAGUCGUCACUCCAAUCUGAUAAUGAGUACAAAAGAGCCUUGUGUGGAUAUGAUUCUAAAGGUUAAUCUAUCAGACAUAGUAACUGCAGUUUCUCAGGACUUGUUUAGAAUAUUUGGCUCAACUAAACACUUGCUUCAGGCCGCCAUAGACCGGAAACACACUUUUGAUUCCUGUCUUAUCAAAAGUCUGGAAAAAGACCUGGGACUCAAAAACACAAAACAAGUGAAUGCGUUCGAUUUGAUCAACCCGAUGAAGGAGCCUCCGAACCCCAACGCUGUUUUUCUGGCUCUACUAAUUAGGAAUGUGAUCAACAGCUCCAAGACAGCGGGCAAGUCCCUCCCGUCAGGUUCUCUUCAAACCAUAGUAGAACGUCUGUACCAGUUAAUAACUUUAAAAAACAGGAUAGUCUCUGCCAUCAACAGCGCCUUGGACAGAAUCUCCAGAGAUUUCCUUAACCUGAGUGCUCGGUGGCAGUGGGACUUCCUCCCAACCGUGGUUCAGAGAGAAAACACGACAUUUGGGAACAACCAGGAAGUUGGUAACAAGACUUAAACUGCUCGCCUUGUCUCGCCUCCUCUCCCCUCUC